ACAAAUACCAAAAUAGGUUGUGAGCCGCCAGCGACCGUCCUGCAGGAGCUAUAUUGAGGGUCCUGUGCGCGUGUGUUUGUGUGUGUGUUUAAAGAUGGACGAGGACAGAGGCGAGUGUCCUUGUGGAGCAGCAGCCCCGCUCCUCCAUGGACCUAGAAUUAAAGGCAACGUGAUGUCACAGAGAAAAAAUGAUCUCUACACGUUUGACUUCUCUGACGGAGACCAUCCAGCUCAGGUCCUGGAUUCUCUCAGGCACUUCUACACCAACGGCCUGUUCACAGACGUUUCCCUCCAGUGUGCUGGUUCUGGACAGGUGUUUCACUGCCACAGGGUGCUGCUGUCGGCCCGCAGCUCUUACUUUAGAGUCAUGUUCACAGCGGACAUGAGGGAGAGGUCGAACAGCAGCAUCACACUGAUCGGAGUGGACGGUGAGGUUCUGGGAGCUCUGGUCAACUACGUGUACACGGCUCACAUCUGCAUCACUGAGAGCAACGUGCAGAGACUGCUGGAGGCCGCCGACCUCCUGCAGUUCUGUUCGGUCAAACGGGCCUGUGAGGAGUUCCUCAUCCGGCUCCUGGAUGUGGACAACUGCCUAGGCAUGCACGCCUUUGCCCAGCUGCACAUUUGUCCUGGACUGGAGCGGGAGGCGAGGAGAAUGAUUUUGAGCAGAUUUAAAGAGCUCGUACAACAAGAAGAGUUUCUAGAGUUGGACCAAGACAGGAUGAGACUGGUUCUGGUUUGCCAAAGCACGACUCUUCAGAAGGACGAUGUUCUGAUUGAUGCCGUGGCCAAAUGGGUGGCUCACGACUUCAAGAAUCGUCUCCACCAUGUUGUUGACAUGCUGCAUUCCGUUCACCUGGACUUGGAUGAAACUUAUUUCAAGGCUGCUUUAGAGGUGCACAAGCAAAGCUUCUGGAGGAGUGAGGUGAAAUUCAAAUCUGUGAUAGCUAAGGCUCUAAGAUCAGAUAAGAAGGAGACUUUGUCUAGCAGAAAAACAUCUUCCAGUAUGUACAUCAUUGGUGGAUACUACUGGCACCCUCUCUGUGACGUUCACAUCUGGGAUCCCACCAGCAACACCUGGGUGCAGGGCAAGUCCAUGCCUGAUCAUACAAGAGAGAGUUACAGCAUCACUGCACUUGGAGCAAAUAUAUAUGUAACUGGAGGUUACAGAACCAACACGGUGGAGGCCCUGGACGAUGUUUGGAUUUAUAACUGUGACUAUGACGAAUGGACCGAGGGCUGCCCCAUGAUUACAGCCAGGUACUACCAUUGCUCUGUGGCUCUGCACGGCUGUAUUUAUGCCAUCGGAGGCUACAGAGGAGGAGCUCCAGAGCGAGACGCUGAGUUUUAUGACCCGUUGAAGAAGAAAUGGUUUCCUGUGGCCAAGAUGAUUCAAGGUGUAGGUAAUGCCAGCGCCUGUGUAGUGGGGGAGAACAUUUACGUAACUGGAGGUCACUAUGGAUACAGAGGGAGCUCCACCUAUGAAAAAAUCCAGGUGUACACUCCAGACGUCAAUGAGUGGAGUAUCAUCACAGUCAGCCCACAUCCAGAGUAUGGACUGUGCACAGUGGCUCUCAACAACAAGCUGUAUUUGGUGGGCGGACAAACAACGAUGGCAGACUGCUACGACACAGAAAGAGACGAGUGGAGACCGAUAUCUGUGAUGAAGGAGAUGAGGAUGGAGUGUGGGGCUGUGGUGAUCAAUGGCUGUAUCUAUGUUACAGGAGGAUACUCGUACUCAAAGGGAACUUACCUGGAGAGCAUUGAGAAGUAUGACCCCGAACUGGACUCGUGGCAAAUAGUGGGGACACUUCCCAGCGCUAGCAGAUCACACGGGUGCAUUAGUGUUCACGGUGUUUAGUGUUGAGUUGAACGCUUUUUAUUUAAUGAUAUUUGUGCCAAAUGGAUACAGACUGUGAGCUGUACUGUGCUCUCAAAGGAUGCCAAGCUAUUAUGUUUUACACUGGGCCACUUUGGAGAACUACACUUUUGCCAAACAUGAAGUACAACUGUACGACCUCACUUAAAUCAUGUUAGAUUUCCAUAGUGGGUUUUUAAAAAUAUUUAUAAUAAUUUAUAGAUUAUUAUUCUAAUUUAGUUUAAUUCAAGCAGAUAGUCUGAUUAAACAUAAAUUAUGUUUUAAUGGAAACCUAAAUUCUGUAUAUAUUUAACAGUCAAAAUGCCUUGGCUGUUUUGGUGACAUUAUGAAACUCAGGCAGCUUAGUCAUGGAAACAGGACAGGAACUCUCCUGACAAUUCACCAGUUUAUAAAUUAAAGAUCAAUAUCUGUAGAGAGAGUUUUUUUGGGAAGUACAGACACAAUAUUUUACUUCCUGCAGCUGCUUCAAAAAUAAUUUAUUUAGAGGAAUAUGUUAAAUAUGAAUUUACAUAUAUUACAUAGUGUGUAUUAUUACAAUAUGAGGUUAUUCAUACUGGUGUAAUAUGUAAGCUAAUUUACGAAUAACUGCAGAAGAAUAUUUAGAUACAUUUUAUGAGUAAUGAUCAGAGUAAAAAAUGCCUUUUUGCAAAUUAGCCAUUUACCGGUGGUAUUAGAGCCCUUUAGCGAACAAAAGUUGAACAUCAUGUGAAACUUCGUACAGUAUUAUGCGUUGACUAGAAGGCUUCGUACACAAAUACAUACAUAGAGAUUAUUUGUUCACGUAAAAUAUGUAAUACCAGCUAGAGCCUAAAUUUAGAUGCUAUUUUUUGGUGUAUCGACAAACCAGCUUUUGCAAGGACAGAGUUGGCCAUUUUUGAUAAUCAUUUAUUCUGGUGUAUUAUUUAUGAUUGUUAAGAGCUAAGAUUUCACUGAGAAAAAACAAUGGUACUGUUGGAAUGUGUGAAAAUCAUUUCAUAGAUUUUUUUUAAUGCCUAUACCUAAAUCAAUGAACAAAGGGUUAUAUACAUUUAACAAAAGUAUUUCUAUACUUUUAUGGAAUUUUUCUGAAGUAAUUUACUAGCAUUGCUUAUUAAUUUUUUUCUUUUCUUUUCUUUUUUUUUCUUUUUUUCUCGGAUCCAUUAAAAUACCAUUUUAACAUGCACAUGUGUUUGUUUUCUUCUAAAAAUAGAGCCCUGUUAAUGAAACGUCAGCAACAUAAAUUAUACCCUAAAUGUUGAUAUGUUGAUAUGAAUAUAAUAUUUUGUGAAUUUGUGAAUGCCUCCCGCAGGUUGUUUGUAUAAUUAAGCGUUUUGGUAACUGAGACAUGUUGUGACAAUAGACCAAGUAUCUGAUUAAUCAAAAUUUUAUCG
Messenger RNA from Cynoglossus semilaevis (tongue sole), 3249 nucleotides. RefSeq names its product kelch-like family member 23 (gene klhl23). Lineage: Eukaryota; Metazoa; Chordata; Actinopteri; Pleuronectiformes; Cynoglossidae. Bases 95 to 1861 code for a protein of 588 amino acids. The transcript is spliced from 4 exons. Gene Ontology annotation, molecular function: protein binding. The record is from RefSeq and is a predicted model, not a curated record.